Ochotona curzoniae (black-lipped pika) is the source of this 1670-nucleotide messenger RNA. It is a transcript of the gene STK16, whose product is annotated as serine/threonine kinase 16. Gene Ontology annotation, biological process: protein phosphorylation. Gene Ontology annotation, cellular component: cytoplasm; Golgi apparatus. Gene Ontology annotation, molecular function: ATP binding; protein serine/threonine kinase activity. Bases 488 to 1309 code for a protein of 273 amino acids. Lineage: Eukaryota; Metazoa; Chordata; Mammalia; Lagomorpha; Ochotonidae. The transcript is spliced from 6 exons. The record is from RefSeq and is a predicted model, not a curated record.
GUGUGCCUUCCCUAACCAGGUCAGUGUGAGGAGGUCCGGCUAGUGGACUGCUGACUCUGUGUUCCGAGGCUGGGAGUGGGUUCUGCAAGCCGUGGGCCAGAAGCCCGCGCGUCCUCGGGAACUACCUAUUCCCUUCCUCCUGUGCGCGGCCCCACGGGCUCGGGAAAAGGGGCCACCCAAAGGCGGGCUGGGAUUGGAGGAAGCGUCGUGAGGCUUUGAGGCACCUGACUCCAGGCUUUUCGGACCUGGUCUGGCCAGGACCCUUUUUCUUUAGACGGAAAUCUAGGGUCUGAGACCUGGGUCUGAACGCUCCGCCUUGAUCCUUCAGCGGUCGGAAGGAUCGAGCUGGAGCCGCGACCCUGCCGUUGUUUUCCUUCCAGCAUGAACCUCUGGGCCCGUUGCGCCUGGCCUGGAAGAAGAGCUCUCUCACUCUGGACACGUCCCUUAGCAGCUUCAGCUCGUCCUUGAGGAGGAUGUUGGAGACAUCAUGGGCCACGCGCUUUGUAUCUGCUCCCGGGGAACUGUCCUCAUUGACAAUAAGCGCUACCUCUUCAUCCAGAAGCUGGGGGAAGGAGGGUUCAGCUAUGUGGACCUAGUGGAGGGGUUACAUGAUGGACACUUCUACGCCCUGAAGCGAAUCCUGUGUCACGAGCAGCAAGACCGAGAGGACGCCCAGCGAGAAGCAGACAUGCAUCGCCUCUUUCAUCACCCCAACAUCCUGCGCCUUGUGGCCUACUGUCUGAGGGAGCGGGAUGCCAAGCAUGAGGCCUGGCUGCUGCUGCCUUUCUUUAAGAGAGGUACACUAUGGACCGAGAUUGAAAGGCUCAAGGACAAAGGCAACUUCCUGUCUGAGGAUCAAAUUCUUCAGCUACUACUGGGCAUCUGUAGAGGCCUCGAGGCCAUUCAUGCCAAGGGUUAUGCCCACAGAGACCUGAAACCCACCAACAUCUUGCUUGGAGAUGAAGGACAGCCAGUUUUAAUGGACUUGGGUUCCAUGAACCAAGCGUGCAUCCAUGUGGAGGGAUCCCGCCAGGCGCUGACCCUGCAAUCCCUAGGCUGUGUGCUGUAUGCCAUGAUGUUUGGGGAAGGCCCGUAUGACAUGGUGUUCCAGAAGGGUGACAGUGUGGCCCUUGCUGUGCAGAACCAACUCAGCAUUCCACAGAGCCCCAGGCAUUCACCAGCAUUGCGGCAGCUGCUGGCUUCCAUGAUGACCGUGGACCCUCAGCAGCGCCCUCAUGUCCCUCUCCUCCUCAGUCAGUUGGAGGCAUUGCAGCCCACAGCCCCUGGCCAGCACACUACCCAGAUCUGAACAGUCCAGUGGCUGCACUGAGAAGGUGGCCCCUCGUGCCUUGGGAAGAGGCUCCUAUUCUGCAUUGGAAUCUCCAUCCAUUCUAUCCAGGAUCACUCUUCUACAGUUAGGGGCCGGGGUGGGGACAGUCAUCUCAAUCUCAUAUUUUUUCCUCUGCUCUCUUAACACCCAGGGUUCCUAAUUCCCCAGCCCAAUCAAGGGACCUGACUUCUUCAGGGGUGGGCAUCGAGGUUGGAAAAGGGACGCCGAGAGAAUGUGCUAUGUGGGUCUAAGCAUGACUAUUUAAUUCACAUCAUGUUCUGCUUCCGAGUCUGGGAGCAGGAAAAUGUAUCAACAGAAGAAUAAAGUGAAGCAGGUCGGA